AUGUGCAUUGCUCCGCUGGCCGUACACGGCUCGUCUGUCUGGCAGCAUCCACGUCUCCAUGGCCGGAAGAACGUGCACGAUAUACAAGUUCAUGUUCUGACAGCCAUCCAGAGACGAGCCGGACACAUUGUAACAAGUACAUCUCAAAGAGUGAGCUGUGGCACUGGACCUCCCGUCUCGCGCCAGGCCCAGCCUUGUGACGACCCGCGCUUCUAUGAAGCCCUGGAGGUGUAUACCGACAACCGAAGUGCGCUCCGCUCUCUGCGACGCCCGUCACAAACAUCCGGCCAGUACCUGGUCCGGGAAAUCGUCACCCUUCUGGAGGAACGCGCAGAGGGGUGGGACAGCGUUCUACUGGAUCCCCGGCGCAUAUGGGAAUCCUCGAAAAUGAAUUUGCCGACAACCAGGCCAAAUGGGGUUUUUGUGCAGAUCCAGGAGGAGGCCGCGGUCGAGGAGCAGCCAGCAUUGGAACUGGAGCUGGGCGGUGUGGCGGCCGCCAGGGACUGGUCCGUGAGGUUGUAG
Aspergillus tanneri is the source of this 522-nucleotide messenger RNA. RefSeq lists its product as uncharacterized. The record is from RefSeq and is a predicted model, not a curated record. The transcript has 2 exons. NCBI's taxonomy places the organism in Eukaryota, Fungi, Ascomycota, Eurotiomycetes, Eurotiales, Aspergillaceae. The coding region runs from base 1 to 522 and encodes 173 amino acids.